Lathyrus oleraceus (garden pea) is the source of this 1754-nucleotide messenger RNA. RefSeq names its product protein MAIN-LIKE 1. The record is from RefSeq and is a predicted model, not a curated record. Gene Ontology annotation, biological process: meristem maintenance; meristem development. The coding region runs from base 280 to 909 and encodes 209 amino acids. Lineage: Eukaryota; Viridiplantae; Streptophyta; Magnoliopsida; Fabales; Fabaceae. The transcript has 3 exons.
GUUGAGCAUCUCAGAGAUGAGGUGGGAGUGUCAAAUGAUGUUGUUGCAGAUGAGGUUGUUGCUAGGGAGGUUGUUGAGGAGGUUGCUAAGGAGGUUGUUGUUGAUGUGGUUGUUGGUGAGGUGGUUGUUGAUGAGGUGGUUGCUACGGUGGUCUGUCCAGUUGUUGUUGUUGCCGAUCCAGUCUCAUAUGUUACCACUGACACAAAUGUUACAACUCCUUCGACCAAGUCCUCUAUACACAUUGAUAGAGGAUUCCCCGGAGGACCCAUUGAUUGGUUGAUGCUUACUGAGUAUGCUUACCAUGUGGCGUUACGACUAUGGCAGAGAGAGGAUCAUAUCCCAUUGAAGGUGACAUCACACAGGUCAAAGUUGAAGGACUUCCCGAAGAUUUCGAUGCCUGAUCAGGUCAGACGAAUUGUAUGGUAUUUUGAGCUCCUUAAUUGUACCCACUGCUCCCUCACCAUGCUCAAUGCUCUACUACUUACUACGUUUGUUGAGAGAUGGCACAAGGAGACAUCUUCAUUUCAUCUUCAGUUUGGGAAGAUGACUAUCAGUUUGGAUGAUGUCUCCUCGCUGUUUUAUCUCCCUAUCAGGGGAAGAUUCUGGACGAAUCAUGUUCUUAACUCGUCGUUUAUAUGUAUGACUGCUACACAAGAUUUAGGAGUUUCUAAAGAGGCUGUGCAGAAGGGGUUUGCCUUCAAUAGGGACACUCAUCUUUAUAUGUCUUGGCUUCAAAAUACGUACGUCGAGCUUGUUGCAGCUGGGAGUUAUGAGGUUGUCGCUAGGAUGUACAUGCUACAUCUAAUAACAUGUACUCUCUUUGCGGACAAUUCAGGUGUUUAUAUUGAUAUGUGUGCAUGUUCAGUAGCCUCGAGGUUACCAAUUGGGCUUAGAGGUGUGUUAUAUUGACCAUUCUGUAUAUUGCACUUGGAGUGGCGAUAAUAUUUGAGAUCAGACAACUUGCUGAUUAUUUGAGUUUGUUAUAGUGUUGGAUAUAUGAGCAUUUCCCCAUCAUUUGUGACGAGUGCAACAUUCCUCAGUGGGGUCCCCACGAACGAAGAGAUGGAGCGCCAAACAAUCACAUCCUGGUGGUGUUGUUGAGUACAGAAGGAAGCUCGAUGCACUGACUGUAGAUGAUGUCAUCUGGAUACUAUACACUAAUCAUAUAGUCCACCGUUAGUUCGACGAGUCUUCAUUAUAUUUAGGUUAUAUGCGGUGGGAGACCAUGAUUGCUAGACACUUGCUUGAGAGGUGUCAGCGAAAAUAUGAAUAUGUUCAAAGUAUCUCACGACCAGUUCCAUAUAGACCAUCUGCGGGCAUUGAUUGGUAGUUUUAGAGUAACUUCAUCAGCUCAGGUCGUGUCAUUAGAGAACGAGCAGUUCUUGUUCAGCAUCCCUCGUAGUGUGAGGAUGGUUACUUAGAGUGGUACCUCACUGUAUCACACCCUUUCAUCAUCCCACCUAUCGAGCCUACAGAUGAUGUUGGACCUUCUGAUGUUGGGGUACCUGUCGAUGACGUGUCACCGUCGCCUCCUACAGCUGACGUCGAUGACCAACAAUGCCUCUAGGGGAUUGUAGUUAUUAUGGAUAACCACAUGGGUUUGGUAAACCCAAAUGGCGAGGUUUAUACUAGAUUAUCUUGGACUGAACACAUAGCCCGUGGGGCCUAUUUAGAUAUUUUUUGCGUAUUAUAUAUUAUUUGUAUAAUUUAUAUAUUACUCAGAUAUCUUCCUCAAAAACAUUUGUAUUAGAUAA